UGCUCAUUAACCAUGCAGAGGAGGGGGUCUGGGCGAUGUGUUUGUAAUGCAUCAGCGUUUGUACUUUAUUGUUGAAGAACAUCUGGAGGAGUAUGGAAGAGAGCAGUUAGUUUAUCAAUAAUAAUAAAAUUAAAUAAAAUUAAAUCAUAAAGGGGUAAAUGGCUGCCUCCCAGUCAUCAGGCACCACUAAACGGCGGAACAAGAAUGUGUCAAACGGGGUCAGUGGCAGUGAGAAGGAGCAGCUAGGACAAUGGGGCAGAGCCUGGGAGGUGGACUGGUUCUCGCUCAUCAGCGUCAUCUUGUUGCUUUGUUUUGCUCCCUUCAUAGUGUUCUAUUUUGUGAUGGCCUGUGACCAGUACGACUGCUCUGUGACGGAGCCUGUAGCGGACUUGUACACAGGGAAAUCCAGUCUAACAGAUAUCUGGAAUCGGGCGCCUUCCUUUACCUGGACCGCUGCAAAAAUCUAUGCCAUCUGGGUUACCUUUCAGAUUGUGCUGUACAUGUGCCUUCCAGAUUUGUGUCACAAGUUCCUGCCAGGAUAUGUGGGCGGGGUUCAGGAAGGUGCACGCACCCCGGCAGGUACAGUAAAUAACUACGAGAUCAAUGGCUUACAGUGCUGGAUUGUAACUCAUGCACUCUGGUUUGCAAAUGCCUACUACUUCAAAUGGUUUUCCCCUACUAUCAUUUUUGAUAACUGGAUACCACUGCUUUGGUGCGCCAAUAUCUUGGGCUAUUCUGUCUCCACUUUUGCUUUUAUUAAGGCGUAUUUGUUUCCCACAAAUGCAAAAGACUGUAAAUUCACUGGGAACUUCUUCUACAAUUACAUGAUGGGAGUGGAGUUUAAUCCCAGGAUUGGGAGCUGGUUUGAUUUUAAGCUCUUCUUCAACGGACGUCCUGGAAUCAUAGCCUGGACCCUCAUCAACCUCUCCUAUGCAGCCAAACAGCAGGAGCUCUAUGGUCAGGUGACCAACUCCAUGAUCCUGGUCAACGUUCUCCAGGGUAUUUAUGUAUUGGAUUUCUUUUGGAAUGAAGCCUGGUACCUGAAAACCAUUGACAUCUGCCAUGAUCAUUUUGGGUGGUACCUCGGUUGGGGGGACUGUGUGUGGCUCCCCUUCCUCUACACGCUACAGGGCCUGUACCUGGUCUACAAUCCAGUCCAGCUUUCUACUGCUAAUCUUGUUGGAGUCCUACUCUUGGGCCUCGUUGGCUACUAUAUCUUCCGGAUGACCAAUCAUCAGAAGGACCUGUUUCGCCGCACUGACGGCAACUGCAAGAUCUGGGGCAGGAAACCAGCGUACAUCGAGUGCUCCUACAACUCUGCCGACGGCACGAAACACCAGAGCAAGCUCAUGAUCUCUGGCUUCUGGGGGGUUGCGCGCCAUUUCAAUUACACCGGUGACCUGAUGGGGUCGCUGUCCUACUGCCUGGCUUGUGGUUUCAGCCACCUCCUUCCUUAUUUCUACAUCAUCUACAUGACAAUCCUGCUGGUGCACCGCUGUAUCCGUGAUGAACACCGCUGCUCCAGCAAGUACGGCACGGACUGGAAGCGCUACACAGACGCAGUGCCCUGUCGGAUUUUACCUGCCAUUUUCUAGAAUUCACAUUUUACAUCAGGGAUGGAAUUAACACCCCCAUUGCAUAGCGGUUUGAUCCAUUCCUGCUUUUGCUAUGAGUUUAAUCAGACGCUUGUUGCCUCUACACUGUGGCUAAUCAAGCUUGUAUUAAAACCUGGAAUGGGUGAAGCUGCUAUGCAGUUCGAGUCUUAUUUCCAUCCCUGUUACAUUACAUUUAUAUUGUGUAUCGGAAUUUUGUUGUUGUUGUUGUUGUUGUUUUUUUCUUUGUUUUGGUUUUUGGGAGGAGGUUAUUGGGUGUGAUUGAACUAUUAUAGGAAAAGGCUACCAUCUCCCAAAAUGGGACACCACAUAGAAAACCAAGGUAAACAACCAAAAGAAACCUGAAAGCUUACAUAUUUAAUAAUGGAUAAAAUUCGGAUGCUGCCAGAUUUAGCUUGGUUUUCAUGUAGAUAGUCAUAUCUGUCUAAAGGAAUAUAACCAGCAAUGUCUUGUAUUUUAACAAAAAAUAAUACAGGUAUGUGCCUGAUCUGUUCAAAGUCUUUGUGACUCAAAAUUGUGCCUUUUUUAUUUUUGUUUCACAAAACAUACUUUGUUUUCAAAUCCAAAAAUUGAAUUUACAAAUUUAGAACCAUGGGACCCUUUAAAAUAAAUAAAUAAAUAAAUAAAUAAAUAAAUCUCUAUUUGUUUUUCUAAACCAGUUUUUGUCAAUAAAAUAAAGUGUAAUAUUCAUUAAACUGUCUUCUUUAAUAUUGUAGAACAGUUUCAUGAAUACAAAAAAAAAAAACAUGUUAUAUUAUUCACAAAAAUAGCUGCUGCACAACAUUGUGGUGAGUUUGCUGUAAAAAAAUAAAUCACUAUUUCAAAA
Messenger RNA from Acipenser ruthenus (sterlet), 2439 nucleotides. It is a transcript of the gene dhcr7, whose product is annotated as 7-dehydrocholesterol reductase. NCBI's taxonomy places the organism in Eukaryota, Metazoa, Chordata, Actinopteri, Acipenseriformes, Acipenseridae. The record is from RefSeq and is a predicted model, not a curated record. The transcript has 8 exons. Gene Ontology annotation, molecular function: 7-dehydrocholesterol reductase activity. Gene Ontology annotation, cellular component: endoplasmic reticulum membrane. Bases 159 to 1595 code for a protein of 478 amino acids. Gene Ontology annotation, biological process: brassinosteroid biosynthetic process; cholesterol biosynthetic process.